AUGUCAGCUUUGGAACACUUUGAGAAGGAACUUGAACAUUUAUCAAUUAAAACAUCAACUCUUAGCCAUUUGGCAGGUCUUGCAGUAAAGUAUGUUGACCAAGCGAAUGAAAUAAAGGAUGCCAUCAAACGCAAAUUGUACAUUUCCCCUCCCGAACGGAAAGUAUGGGUGAUGUACUUUAUCCACUAUCUUUGCGUAGAAGUUGGAAACCCCUAUGAUUUGCUAUUUAACGCCGAGAUAUAUGAUUUGUUUUGUCAUGCCUAUACGAGUGUUGGAGACCAGUAUUUGAAACCAGAUAAGAAGAUGAGAACAGCAUUACAGGAACUAAAAGAUAUGUGGUACGGAGAAGGUGGAGAAAAAAGCCGAUUUGAUAAGACCCAGUUGAGUAGGAUAGACAAUUUCUUAGUGCAAGCAGAAGCAUUAUUGAGAAAAGACAAUUUGGCCUUGUCAAGAGGGUUGAACCUAACUCCGGAAGAUUUACUAAUUGAAGGUAGAAAACUAUUAUCAUAUGUGGUUUAUCUAAACCAGGCAUUAGAUCAAUUGACGUUUCAAGAGGAUCAUUUGACUAGGAACCAAAAGCGUGAAAUCCGCAGAUUUGAAAUGAUCGGGAAUGACUGUAUAGAUAAGAUAAAUCGGACAAUUGACUUGAUUGAGCAAGAUAUCCAACCUGAUCCUUUGAGUGAAAACCCAACAACAACUUUUAAAGCAUCUGGGUUGAUUAAUUUCCGUGAUAAUGCCUCACAAUACUAUGUAACAUUACAGGAAGUUCGUAAACUACUAGAUGAUCAAAGGCGACAACAAGAAGAGUUUGUCAAGAAAACAAGACGACAGUUGGCUCAGAUAAAAAUUAAGAUGAAAAAACGCGAUAACAAAAUUGAGAUCCGUGCCAAAUUGGAUGAUUUUUUACAAAAAUUCAAGGUUGAUAUUGAUCCAAAACCCAAAAAGGAGUUUUUCAUACCAAUGGAAUCAUCAAUCGAUUUUGAACUGGUUGUGAAAAAUUUUGGCAAAGAAAAAGUUGUUGUUGACUCUGUAUUUGUCAACAUUGAGGAGUCAGACAAUAAAGAUUUUGAAUUGUUGGAGAUUCAACAGAGUAAGCCGUUGAAGAAAGUUGAAGAUGUGUCACCAGUUGAAGAAGUAACUAAUGAUGUACAGAGUACCGCACCAACUCCCAAAGUAGACUUGUUGGGGCUUUUAGGGGGUACAAGGAGUAGUAGCUUAUUUGGUGCUUCGAAUGAAAACAAGCCCAUGUCACUUUUGGGUUCAGUCUCUGAGAGUAGUACAACAAUAGCAGCUUCAACAGGAAAUGAUGAAGAUAAGAAAAUAUACUCUAGCAAUGAAGAAGUAAUCAGCCGCCAAUCAAAAGAAAAUUUAUCGCCUCGACUUGAGAACAAUUCUUACACGCAAAAUCCAAGCUCACACGAAGUUGAAGUUUCUAUGGCGGAUCAAACUGGCACAGGUGGUUCUGAGAAACAGGAUAAUGAUAGUGAUAAGGAAAGCGGUGGAGUCAAAGAACUACGACUUUUAUCAGAUUCAAACAAGAGAAUAAAAGGCGAAGCGCCGCCAUUAUCUCAACAGAUAGUGGAAGCAAAAAAGAGCCAACUUGGUCCAGCUCUAUUAGAUCAGGUUCAGCAGAAAGAAUCAAAUACUGAAACUGAUAAAGAAGUCUCAACAAUCGUUGGUACUAAAAGAAAAAGUGGCAGUAACGAUAUUGAGUUUAACACCUUCAACCACGGGCUCGCAAUAUCUACCCUAGGAGAAGGAGGAGAUGACGAAGAAGACGAUUCACUAACAGGGGCUGAGAAUGAUGGCCCUCACAAGCUUGCAACAAAGCCAUCUUUGAGUUUUCAGGAAGUUGAAACAGAUGAUGCAGUUGAAGACUCAACAGACGUGCUCCCAGUUCGUGCACCUACCCCUCCACAUGCGAGCCACACUAUCCCGGGCUCCGAAAGAACAUCUCUUUCCACUCCAUCUGCCAUAGCUGGUGAUAACGCCAAAUCAAUUGACAAACUCAAUUUUAAGAAAAAAAUGAGUUUCAGUGAUUAUAAAUCAAGAGCACAAGACAACACUAAACCAAGCUCACCACCAACACUCCCCCCUGCUCCUCCAUCCUCUACGCAUCAAGUACCUUUGCUGGACUCGAGUUUGGAAGCUAUUGAUCUGCCUGCACUUUACAAUUCAUCAUCACCACCACCAUCACGCAUACCUCAAACGAUAGCAGACCCACCACCAUCACGCAUACCUCAAAAGGUAGACCCACCACUUAGGUCUUGUUUAAAGAGAAGAGACCUUAGAGAAUCUUCAGAUGUGAGACAAAUUAAAAGAGUAAAAUUUGAUGAUUGA
This is a messenger RNA of Lodderomyces oxycetoniae, 2340 nucleotides long. RefSeq lists its product as uncharacterized. The coding region runs from base 1 to 2340 and encodes 779 amino acids. The transcript has a single exon. The record is from RefSeq and is a predicted model, not a curated record. Lineage: Eukaryota; Fungi; Ascomycota; Pichiomycetes; Serinales; Debaryomycetaceae.